AUGCAAUCCAUUCUGCAAUUCAAGAGAUUUAGGACCACGGUGCAAGCACAACUCGAGCGAGAUCGUGAGAAAGCGGAGACUGGGAGACUGCAUGGAGGACACAAUGAUGGCCCAGAGGCAUUGACCUCACCACCACCACAACAACGACUGCCUGCUUCCUCGCUCGAGAGCAAGCAAGAUGAUCUCGACAGUGACGUUGAAAGAGGCGAUCGCGCGACCAAUCGAGACGAUGGAGAGCCGAGGACGACGACGAAGGAAGAGUAUGAAGAGCCGCCGGAAGUUCCAGGUACCGAGGAUGAUGAGGAGGACGACGACGACGUGGAUUUUGAGCUUCGAGCAAAUCGCACUUUAUCACGAGUCAGCACGCAGCGGAGUGCUGGACAUGCUCUGAGUACAGUCUUGACGGGAGUGGAAGUGCGGAGAAGAACGACGAGAGAGGGAGGCGAUGGGAAUGUGUUUGUGGUGGGAUAUGAAGGACCCAAUGAUCCCAAUGAUCCGCAUAAUUGGCCCAUGUGGAAGCGCGUACGAUGCACGAUGCUGGUUGCAUCGAUCGGAUGUGUGGUGGGAAUUGCUAGUUCGAUUGAUAGCUCGGCUCUGUCGCCAGCUGCAGAAGAGUUUCACGUUGCGGAGGUGGUGGAGAGUAUGGCUACGGGACUGUUCCUGGUCGGAUUUGGGCUGGGAGCGCUCUUUGCAGGGCCGAUCAGCGAGACAGUUGGUCGUAACCCGGUAUACAUCACCACACUGGCCAUCUAUAUGAUCUGGAUCAUGGCGUCUGCCCUCUCUCCAAACAUUGGUGCUCAGCUCGCAUUCCGCUUUCUAGCAGGUCUUUUUGGCUCCACUCCUCUCACUUGUGCUGGAGGCUCCAUUUCCGAUCUCUGGAAUCCGCUGGAACGAGUCUUUGCAUUCCCCGUCUUUGCAAAUGCAGCCUUCACGGGCCCGCUUCUGGGCCCGGUGAUGGGUGGGUACAUUGUAUCAACUGGUGUACUGGACUGGCGGUGGGUCGAAUGGAUCACUCUGAUCAUAUCUGGACUCGUCCUCAUUCUCGUGGUGCUCUUCCAGCCAGAGACGUAUCCGCAAACACUGUUGAAGUGGAAAGCGCAACACCUUCGAGAGCUCACGGGAGAUGACAGAUAUCGAGCUGCCAUUGAAGUCCGCAGCGAUUCUCUCUUCGUACGGCUCCGGAGAGCUUUGUAUCGACCAUUCCUGCUCACGUUCCAAGAACCCAUCAUCAUUCUGCUGGCAUUAUACCUCACUGUCAUCUACAUCAUCCUCUUCACUUUCCUCGACGGGUACACCUACAUUUUCACCGAUACCUACGGAAUUUCUCCCGGACUCACGGGCGUCUGUUUCCUCGGCAUCAUCCUCGGCUUAUGUGGCGCAUCGGCUCUCGUGCCACUCAUAUACAAGUGGGCAAAGCGCGACCUCGCCAAGCUUCAAGCGCAAGGCGGCACUCGACUUCCCCCCGAAUUUCGCCUAUGGUUCUCCAUGCUCGGCGGCUCGUUGGCGAUUCCCGUCUCGAUUUUCUGGAUGGCAUGGACCGCCUAUCCUCACAUUAGCAUCUGGUCCCCGCUCGCCGCAUCCGUGCUAUUCGGCUACGGCAUCCUGUGCGUCUUCAUCACCUGCUACCAGUACAUCAUCGACUCUUACGAAACAUUCGCGGCGAGUGCUCUCGCGUCGCUGACGCUGAUUCGCUAUGUGGCGGCGGGCGGCAUGACGGUCGUGGGAGUUCCCUUUUACGAGAAUUUGGGCACGCAUUACACGCUCACGAUCCUCGCGUGUAUCUCGGUGCCGUUGGUGCCGGUGCCAUAUUGGCAGACUUUCGACCCAUACGUCAAACCUUUGCUCGACCGCGAAAUGGAUCUGCGUCGCUUCAACGAGCUGGAUACUAGCAAGGAGGUUCGCGUCGUGACGGAUGAGAGCGUUUGGGACAAGGUCAAGGAACAUCAGACGUACUGAACGGAAGGUUGAAUGGAUUUGGCUACAGAAGGGUGCGCUGUGUCUCUGACGAACGCUGUGAGCCGGGGUUCUUUCUGCAGACUCCAAAAAUCUCAGCGUAUUGUCUCUUCCGUUGCACCUGCGAGUGCUGUCUUAUGUAAGAACCUUCCUGCGUAUUGUCUCUUACAAUGCACCUGCGAGCGCUUUCGAUGUAAGGAACUUCCGGCGGAUUGUCUCUUACGUUGCACCUGUGAGCGCUGUUUAUGUAAGAACCUUCCCGCGUAUUGUCUCUUACAAGGCGCCUGCGAGCGCUGUUUUUGUAAGGAAUUUCCGGCGUAUUGCUUCUGACAAUGCCCUUCGAACGUAGUCUCCAUCGAGUAUGCGCAGCCAAUACCGUGAGGUCUCCUUUUAUUUUUAAACCACCACAAAUCGCAUGCCUACGAUCACUUCAUCUUCCUCAAACUUUUCAGGUCUCGACUUGGCCACCUGCCGUUGGGGAUGGUUCGCGGAGUAGCUAAUGGCAGAGCCGAAGCACGAUUCAGGAAUGAGAAACCCGGCGAUGGCUUCUUCGGGCGUUGGGUCAUCGAGCCUGCCUGGAUUGCGGCGAGUUGUUCGACGAGAUGACUGAGGAAUCAGAGGCGCAACCCUUGCUGCUCGGCCUGUCUUCUGCUCCACGGAGCUGCUGCUCUCGAUUGCCAGUGGCGUGUCCCUGCGCUCGUCCAGAUUUGGAGAGGAACAUGCCUUGAGAAGCGCGACGAGUCUGCCAUUGGGUGGCGCGCCGUAUGCGAUGGCCAUGUCGGCUCGGGUUCGAAUGCGCGAGCCUGUUGUACCUUCCUCGGGAACCACCUCCGCUGCUGCUGGCUUGGGAGAAGGGGGCGAUUGCAUGAACGCUGCUAGCAGAUUCGAACUAGGAGUCCCGGGCUUGAAUGGAAUGACUUUCCUCUUUUUCUGGGCACGUGCAGGUGUCACUGGUUCCGCAGGAUAGUCCUGCUGAAGGUGUCGUACCGCGGCUGCUCUGUUUUUGGCUGUCAUCUUCUGAAGAUCCAGAAUUCUGUGCGUGAGAGACCUGUUCCCCCUCGCUGCGCCCCUCCGGUCCAUGAAGUUCUCAAUCACAGCAUCUUUUCGCCACGCUAUGCCAUGGUUCUCUGCAAAUUCUUUGGCAGCCUGCUCUGUCUCGGCCACUGUCCUUCGCGCUGCAGCCCUGGGAAGGUUGAGCUUGUCAUUUGGCUUGCGUGGUCGCUGUCUCCUUACUGGAGGGCCUGCCGGAGACGUAGAGGGCGGAGCAGGUGCAGCAUAUGAUCGCAGAGGCUCUGCAGGCUUUGCUCCUCGCCCACCUGCGAAUGGGUUGUCGUCUGCCCUCGGUGACUUCGAGGCGUCAGGAGAUGGUGGUUCCCCAAGCCACCCCUCUCCAGCACGCUCGCUAGCACCAGCAGACGACAAUCCACGAACAGGCGAGCUUUGUGGCAGAUCUGAGCUGGAGACCGCGCUGCGGAGAUCGUGCUUCUUGCUCCUUGAGCGCUUUGACCGCGCCAUGGAUCCGCCAAUUCCACUGUCUCUGACAUCUGUCCCGGAAACGACGAUGAUAUCCACGAUACCCAUAUGGGCAUGGUCCACCAGGCCUGCAGGGAGGGAAACGUCUGCGAGCGCGGCAAGGAAAUCAGCGGCUGGUGGACGGCGCCCCCAGCGAUCCAGCCCGCGUCGGCUCACUUCUUCCUUGAGUGCCAGAGAAGUGCCCAACCAUCGGGUCUUGGCUGUCUGAGCACUCGAGGGUCGAGUCGCCGAAGGCUGAUAAACCCAUGGCAUGUCGACCUGCUCAUGGAUUCGAGUGCCAUUGGUGGUGUAUGUGGCCUCUAGGCCUUCCUCUCUGUGCUUCACGAGAUGGACAUCGCACAGCGCGCCAUUGAGAUAAACUUCUAUUUUAACUCUCUUGUUGGCGUCGUGUGUUGACUCGUUCGUACUCACCGAGAGACGUAGAGCUCGCGGUUCUCGUGGUGUUGAUGAGUCAAAUUGACUGUUUUCCUCCCUGGCUUCGGUCAUCAUGAAGGCAAUGUCCUCGUGGUCCCCAAUGUACUGUAGCAGGCCGUCCGCACCGCCAUCAGUGCCACUUGUAAGACUGAUAAGCUGGACGCCAGCUGCAAGCGCGUCUUCCACCGGCUGAUCAUCGCGUGCUCGCUCCUUGCCCGUUCGCAGGGUCGUCGUCUUCGAGAGGGGGGCAUCCAGAUCGGCAGUCGAAAGCGCUGCGCUCACUCCACGAGACCGGAAGUUCAUCAUGGUGUCGAUAUGUGUUGAUGGUGAUGUUCAGAACAGCAAUGGUCGUUGUUUUGCAGCAGAGCGCAGUUUCGAGCUUUUGCGAGGAAGGCACGACGCGCGCGUCUCGUCGACUUUGAUCUCGAUUCACCCCUGCGGCUGUUCCCACCAUCAAAUGCAGCUUCAAUUCACUUCAAUGUUUCUAGGGAGAAGCCAAAGGGCAGAACACUAUUAUUACUCCGCCUGUCCGUCUGCACCAUGUGGGAGCGAAUCACCGUGGGAAAUCCCUCUGGGGACACAUAUCGUCCCGGUCGACGGAACACACUGCCAGCUUCCUGUGCUGGCAGAUUCCCAUCCGUGUCAUGUCCCUCUGCUGUGCUGCGUCUCCAUCAUGAGGGCCACGGCCGCACGGGGCCCCUUCCAUUCAUCCCCGUCCCUCUGUGAUGAUACCAAUGGAUGGCUGCUCCAAGCUGUCACCCAAUUCAACCAUUGUGGCGUCGUAGACUCGAGCAAUCUUCAGAUUGAAAUCAUCAUCAUCGUCAUCGUCCAGCCCAGCCUUCUCGGCAUUCUCCAAGACCAGCUCACCAUCAGUGUCUGUGUCCAUCCUGUCCUCUUCGAACUCCUCGGCUUCAGGCCGAUCAUCCUCCAACUCCCCCUUCUUGAAAGCCUCGACUACACUGAUUCUCGUCCGCUCCGCUAGACUCCUUAUCCUCACCUUUUCUGUCCCGCUCACCCCUCGCUCUCCAAUGAAGCCAGGCAACCUCUCGCCAGUAUCAAGAUCUCGACCCUGUAGAAGGCUCGCAAACGCAUGAUCGAGCUUGCCGAGAGUCUGGAACAGACUUCUGGGCGUAGGUGGCAUGGCUUGCACAACAUUACCCACCAGCAACGCAAGGCUGAUUAGAUAUGGCACUUGCAAGCUCGGCGUUCCACUGAUCCAAAUCACGUUCAGCAAUUCCUCUAUGUCUUUACACGCCUCUUUCAUAGAUGCAUAUCCUUUCACAUCUCCCCACGUGUCCGCCUUGUCGCGGUCGAUGUCUGACAGCUGGUCGGUUUGGGGCGAUGUACGUUUGGCAAAACGGCGCUGGAUGUGGAGAAUCUGCUGAUCAACGUAGCGUAUGAAGGUGCUUUCUUUGCUGCCGCCAGGUCUGAGGGGCGAUUCGCGUGGGUGGGGAAGGCGAGUCGCGGUAUUCGAGGAGGUGGUCGAGGAUGCUGGCGGCGACAGGAUAAAACCACCGCCAUCCAUAGUUGCGGAGACGUUUGGACCUGGUCGACUACAAAUGUAUAUAGUCGACUAGGUACGAAUGUAUGUAGUCGACUAGGUACGGAUGUAUGUAGUCGACUAGGUACAAAUGUAUGUAGUCGACUAGGUACGAAUGUAAGAG
Messenger RNA from Sphaerulina musiva SO2202, 5564 nucleotides. RefSeq names its product MFS general substrate transporter. The record is from RefSeq and is a predicted model, not a curated record. The transcript is spliced from 2 exons. NCBI's taxonomy places the organism in Eukaryota, Fungi, Ascomycota, Dothideomycetes, Mycosphaerellales, Mycosphaerellaceae. Bases 1 to 1956 code for a protein of 651 amino acids. Gene Ontology annotation, molecular function: transmembrane transporter activity. Gene Ontology annotation, biological process: transmembrane transport.